AUGGGUCUGACAUAUCCAACGCUUCAAGAGAAGAUCGCGCUACAGGAACAGAUCAUCGAGUUCCACGAGAGAUUCAUGCGCAAGAAUGCGCGCAGGCUAUUGGCACACGACAUAAUCAAAUCGGCGCCAAUGCCAUGGAAGGAGAGUAUCGGGGACAAUGCACUGGUAGACGAGCUACCAAAUUGGUUGACGCUUGAUGAGUCUGCUCGCCUCGACCUCGCGCCUCGUUGCCUCUGGCAAGAGAUGAGGGAGGUAUUGGACUACCAUCUAUCGACACAGAGCAACAUGUCCGACGAACAGCUGCGGCUGAGAGUAGGCGCCCAGGCGGUCAUACUUGAUGCCAUGAUCCCGGCUUUGGAGAGCAAGAUCGAGAUGGAGAGGGGGAAGUUGGCGGAGCUAACGGGCGGGGUUGCAACGCGAUGA
Messenger RNA from Peniophora sp. CBMAI 1063, 423 nucleotides. The record is from the annotation of a GenBank genome assembly. Lineage: Eukaryota; Fungi; Basidiomycota; Agaricomycetes; Russulales; Peniophoraceae.